GGCCUAACUGGAACGAUCCUUCUUCUAUCUACGCGUGGAUACAAACAUUUUCAUUGAACCGCGGCCGAAACCGACUCGUUAAAACAUUCGGCCGGGACUUUGAGCUUUUUCAGCGAGAUGACACUAUUAAUAUGCUCUGGAAUGGGGAUCGGUCGACAAGGCGAAAUGGGGUCGUGGGUCGAUUUAAAGUGCGCGAUCAAAGUGACAAAUUCCUCCAUCCAGUCCCCGUUUUAGCUGGCGGUCCUGGAACUGGAAAGAGCAGAUUUCUCGAUGAGAUUGAAAAAUUGCUCAAGGAAUACGCUGAGAAAUGUAACGAGGAAGAAAUCCGUAAUGCUUUCGCCAACAUGACCGUCAUAAACACAACGUAUGGGAAUGGAUCCAGUGCUGAAGAAAUGGAUAUAAAACUUGGCGCCCAGACACCUCUUGCCAUACGUAUUCUGUUUGAGUACUUCGGACCUCAACAUGACUAUGGUAAAUUUAAUUUUCCUGACUUCCGCUCACUCUGCGAUCAAUCAAACAUUUCGAGGUUUACCCUGAGCACUGCUCUUCAGGUUGUCUAUGCUGACAUUCUGCAAAAGAAACAAGCAACCUCUCAUCCUCUAUUGGUUAUG
This is a messenger RNA of Ambispora leptoticha, 611 nucleotides long. The record is from the annotation of a GenBank genome assembly. NCBI's taxonomy places the organism in Eukaryota, Fungi, Glomeromycota, Glomeromycetes, Archaeosporales, Ambisporaceae.